AUGUACUGUGGCGAAGAAGGUGGAAUUUUUAGUAGAAUUUUGCAAGAAUAUCUUGCUAACUUCUUUUUUGGAUUUUCUUGGAAGCUAACUUUGUUAUUCCUCUCAAUUUUACUUCUCUUAAUGAGUCUAUAUUUAAUUUUAGACAGUGAUGUAGAUCAAGACGACUUUUCUUCUGCUGAAGAUGAUUCAGUUGACUUGCCUAUUGAAAAAAAAUCAAAAAAACUUCUUAAAAAAGCGGCGGAAGAUAAGGCUUUAGCUGAUGAAGAAGAAGUUCGCUUAAAUGUUGUGGACAGUGCUGCUUUUCGGUUACCAUCUGGUGAAGAGAUUAAGAGUGAACUGAGGACACCUGCAGAUCUCGAUCUAGUUAAGCAAAGAAUUACAGAUGUGAUGCAAGUUCUGGGCGAUUUUAGAAAACGACGAGAGGAAAAUAAAUGUCGAGAUGACUACAUGACUGUUUUCUUGAAGGACCUUUGCAGUUACUACGGCUAUAAUGAAUAUCUUAUGGGGAAAUUUAUAAAUUUAUUCAAUCCCACUCAGUGGUUACUGGAGUUUUUGGAUGCUAGCGAUGAGCCUAGACCAGUGACAAUACGCACCAAUGCUUUAAAAACGAGACGUGGAGAUUUAGCUAAAGCUCUUAUUAAUAGAGGCAUGAACGUAGACCCUGCUGCAGAAUGGACAAAAGUCGGUUUAAUUGUGUAUGAUUCUCAAGUCCCAAUAGGUGCGACUCCGGAAUAUCUUGCUGGACACUAUAUUAUCCAAGGGCUUAGUUCUUUUUUGCCUGUUAUGGCUUUAGCUCCACAGCCGAAUGAACGGGUGUUGGAUAUGUGUGCUGCUCCUGGUGGGAAAACUUCUCAUAUUGCAGCUCUGAUGAGAAAUACUGGUGUAAUAUUUGCAAACGAUUCCAAUAUAGUUCGAUGCCGUGCUAUUAUUGGCAACCUACAUCGUCUUGGGGUAGUUAACGCUGUGGUAAGCAACCUUGAUGGAAGAGAGUUCCCAAAAAUUGCUUAUCAGAGUUUUGACAGGGUUCUUUUGGAUGCCCCUUGCUCAGGUACAGGAGUUAUUUGGAAAGAUGAAACAGUGAAAAGAAACCGUGAUAGUCAAGAUGUGCAGCGUAGACACACUUUACAAAGGCAAUUGAUUCUUGCGGCAUUAGACUCGAUUAAUGCAAGUUCGAAAACUGGUGGCUACCUUGUUUAUUCAACGUGUUCAGUGCUGGUGGAGGAGAAUGAAGCAGUUGUAGAUUAUGCUCUUCGUAAGCGUGAUUGUAAACUGGUUCCUACUGGCCUGGACGUUGGUUUACAGGGAUAUACAAGGUUUCGUGAGUAUCGUUUUCCUAAAUCGUUGCGCUUGACUCGGCGUUUUUAUCCACAUAUCCAUAAUGUAGACGGUUUUUUUGUGGCUAAGAUUAAGAAGCUAUCGAAUGCGAAAAGUGAAAAGGUAAAGAACUAUUCUUGGCUCUCUGAGAGUACCACAGAAAUAGUAAAAGAGGAAGCUUCUGGAAAACUGCAAAAGUCAGGAGAGGCUUCAAAUGAACCAGAAAAGUCAAAAGGUUCUGCUUCUACAGUUUUAAUCCACCACGGUAUAUUAGGCCUAAAAUAA
Molecule: messenger RNA, 1599 nt
Organism: Enterobius vermicularis (human pinworm)
Lineage: Eukaryota; Metazoa; Nematoda; Chromadorea; Rhabditida; Oxyuridae
Source: the annotation of a GenBank genome assembly